GCGUGUCGAUGUUCAGCCGGGACCAGUCGGGAUUCGACCUGCUGCACCAGCUCGCCGGGAAGAGCGACGCGGUGGCGUCCUCCUUCCAAUUCCAGGAUUCCGGGAUUUUGGACAGCUCCUCGCCGACCCGACCACGACCUGCGUCGCAGCGGCUAAACCACAUGGGGUCCGGUCAUUCCGUGCGCUCGGGGAACUCCUUCCGAUCCGGAGCCUCCGAGAUGGUCCUAGGCCCCGUUGGGGAGGGCGAGCAGGGCGAGCGGAGCCCCGAGCACUCGGAAGCGGCGCUGCCUUCGGCGCUGCCGUCGCCCGAGCCUCGGCAACCUCGGCCGUUGCCGCCGCCGCCGGAAGUCCCGAUCAACGUGGAGCCGCGCAUCCCCGAGGAGGAGGGGCCCACGCCCAGCAAGCUCCAGAGGAGGGUGAGCGCCAGCUGCCUGGCGGAUGCGGACCGCCCCAAGCCCAUGCUCAAGCGGCGAGUCUCCUUCGACGAGGUGCUCUACAUGCAGCACAUGGUGCCCGUGGUGCCCAACCAGAUCCCGUCGCCGACGCCCGGCUCCAACGCCUCCAACGGCUCCAACUCCUCGGAGGAAGCCGGCUGA
Messenger RNA from Symbiodinium necroappetens, 596 nucleotides. The record is from the annotation of a GenBank genome assembly. NCBI's taxonomy places the organism in Eukaryota, Dinophyceae, Suessiales, Symbiodiniaceae.